AUGUUUGCUCUCCUGACCCGAGAGCGGCCGAUCAUGCAAGCUGAAGGUCUUGGGACAUUCAGUGCGGUGAUCAUGCAUCCCGACGACUCGGAUGCCGUCCAGACGGAGGAGAAGAUCUGGGACCUCACGAUGCGUGUGAACUGCAAAGGGGUCUGGUGGGGUUGCAAGUAUGGCAUCCAGGCAAUGCUCGCUAACCCCGUGGAUGAGAGCAAGGGCCUGAAGCCGGGCAGAAGCAUCAUCAACACGGCCAGCUUUGUGGCCAAGCUCGGCGCCGCCACUCCCCAACUCGCUUAUACCGCAAGCAAGAGCGCCGUGUUGGCGAUGACUUGA
Messenger RNA from Puccinia triticina, 330 nucleotides. RefSeq lists its product as uncharacterized. The record is from RefSeq and is a predicted model, not a curated record. The coding region runs from base 1 to 330 and encodes 109 amino acids. Lineage: Eukaryota; Fungi; Basidiomycota; Pucciniomycetes; Pucciniales; Pucciniaceae. The transcript has 2 exons.